This is a messenger RNA of Cricetulus griseus (Chinese hamster), 2183 nucleotides long. The record is from RefSeq and is a predicted model, not a curated record. NCBI's taxonomy places the organism in Eukaryota, Metazoa, Chordata, Mammalia, Rodentia, Cricetidae.
UGAACUUGUGUCUCUUAUCAAAUGAACUUAUUUUUUUUUUUUUUAUGCUUGUGAUCCCAGCAGUGGCCUCUGGAGACGGGUCGUGGUCCACCGUAGAUGCAUUUGUCAGAGGGAGUCGUGGAGAUUCGGGUCAAGGCGUAAGGCCUGGGGCUUCCAAUGAUACUCUGGGCAGGGAUGGAAGCCUAGAUGCCUCACCGCAAGGAGCGGCCGAGCGGGUCCUCGCUUAACGCACACCACGGCAGUGGCGGUACCACCUCGGAGGGAGGAAAUAUGUCCCGGCUGUCACUCACCCGGUCGCCUGUGUCUCCCCUGGCUGCCCAGGGGAUCCCACUGCCAGCUCAGCUCACCAAAGCCAAUGCACCUGUGCACAUUGAUGUAGGUGGUCACAUGUAUACCAGCAGCCUGGCCACACUCACCAAGUACCCUGACUCCAGAAUAAGCCGCCUCUUCAACGGCACGGAGCCCAUUGUCCUAGACAGUCUGAAGCAACAUUAUUUUAUCGACCGGGACGGAGAGAUUUUCCGCUAUAUACUCAGUUUCCUGCGGACGUCAAAACUGCUGCUUCCAGAUGACUUCAAGGACUUCAACCUACUGUAUGAGGAGGCGAGGUACUACCAGCUGCAGCCCAUGGUUCGCGAGCUGGAGCGCUGGCAGCAGGAACAGGAGCAGCGACGGCGUAGCCGGGUCUGUGACUGCCUGGUGGUCCGAGUCACCCCCGACCUGGGUGAACGCAUUGCACUCAGUGGCGAGAAAGCCCUCAUUGAGGAGGUCUUCCCUGAGACGGGUGAUGUCAUGUGCAACUCCGUCAACGCUGGCUGGAACCAGGACCCCACACACGUCAUCCGUUUCCCCCUCAAUGGCUACUGUCGACUCAACUCUGUGCAGGCCCUGCCUCAGGGCCCACCUGAGACCCCCUCAGUCCUGGGGCAGCCCCAUGGACAUGGAAAGAGUGCUGAGGAGUCCUGCCUGUUUGCGCUCCACAGUGGGCUCAAGACUGAGGGAAGGAAGGGAGGGUCUGAGCUCACCCCUGGGAGUAUGAAGUGUCAUGGCAACAGGUUGAGGGAUGCCAGAGGCAUGCCGGUGGAAGGACUGUCACGUGACCCAGAGAUGCCAGGCUGCAGCUAUGUGCCAGCUUCCAGCCCUGAUGCUCCUCAGCCUGGAACAGCGUCCUCUGCCGGGCCAGUCACUCCGAGCGGCUGCUUAUCCUCCUCCUGUGCACGCUUGGCGGACACCGGCGGGCCUCGUCGUGUUGGAGAUGGCUUAUUUUUCUAAAGUAUUUAAAACACAACUAACUGUGGCCGCACAGGUCGGCAAGGCCAACAAGGACCGUCGCUGCUUUUACCUGGUGCUCAGUUCUCAGUCUAAUGUUGAGCAAACCUUGCAAAGGAUGGCCUGCCAGCAUUCAGGCCCAGGUUCAUGCUGAGCUGGGGCUGUGGGGACAGACGUGGCUGGCAGCGGCAAUGGUGCUGCCAGAAAUGGAGCAUGGCCCCCAAGGGGCAGGGCGGCAGGGAGGAGGGCUAUGGAGGCGAAAGUGACUCUGUGACUUUUAUCUGACACUCUGCUACGGCCUGUGUCCCAGGCUGUACUUGGUGCACACCUGACCUGCCAAUGUCCAGGAGCUUCCAAUCCCAACUGACUGUGUCCACAUCUGGGUUCUUGGAGAAGUCUCCACCCAUCCAGUCAGCAUGGGGCCACCACAGCUUAUCUCAGGAAUGGGCCCUUCUACAAAGGGACCCAUCUGUCACCGUCAAUCUCUGGGUCCCCAGCUCAGGGAGCCACCCUCUGGCCCAACUCCAGAUUUCCCACACUCACGCACAUGGAGUUUUAAUUAAAUUUACUCAACUAGCCUGUCAGUAAGGCAGAGACCCAAUCGUACCCAGUGCUCUUAACUCCAAGCUCCAACAAUGACUGGGCCUAAGAGGUCCUCGCAGACCUGCUGUCUCCCAGACAACAGGCCCAAAAGAUGGACACCCUGGCCUUGUCACAUCUACCCUAGCUCCUCCCAGCUGGAGGGACUGCAGAGAACUGAUGGAGGGGGUGCCCUGGCCGGCACCUCCUUGUGUAUAAUGCCUGUAGACUUGUAUAUGAGUAUUAUUGUAAAGAUGCUGAUGUACAAUUGUUUUGUGUUUGUGUAAACACAUUGCGUUCCUGGUUCAUGCCAUAAAGAACGCUAGAAAGCUGAA